Molecule: messenger RNA, 1761 nt
Organism: Trypanosoma rangeli
Lineage: Eukaryota; Euglenozoa; Kinetoplastea; Trypanosomatida; Trypanosomatidae
Product: putative ankyrin repeat domain-containing protein 32-like isoform X1
Exons: 1
Coding region: 1-1761 (586 amino acids)
Biological process (GO): positive regulation of double-strand break repair
Source: RefSeq, a predicted model, not a curated record
AUGGUUGCGGAGUCCACCCCGUCUGCUUCACGGUCGGCCUACCAGAACCUCCUGCAGGCCCUGGUGUACGAACGAAAGUCUAUCAACGACGCCUAUGACUCUCUCUUGGGACUUGUGGAUCGGAACCUCCGCGACGACCCCACGACGACCCCUGUCACACAUGUUUUGCACGGCUUGACCGGAAUGCUGCGCUUCAUCUUUGAGCGGCUGUACCAGCACACCAGUGAGACCGCCCUAACCUUUGUGAAGGAGAUGGGUGUGGCGGAGGAGAAGUCAUGCCUGGGCGCGGUGGCGGCGCUGCAUGAUGCCAUUAAAGCGAAGCUCUUUGCCCUCAACGUGCGAAGGGACGAGGCCGAUCUGCGGGCCACUCCAGCCGGGGAGGGCGGGGACAAGUUGAGGGGCGGGUGCCAGAAACGUUAUGUCUUUGCAGUUUCAUCCCAUUACGACUGGGGGACGAAGCUCGAGCUCCUGGAGACCCUCAUACACAAGCUUAACCACACAACUGUAGUGUUGCAGCGGUGUGAGGCGAGUAAGGAGCCCAGUCUUGCGCAGCAGCUCGGAUGCAAUGUUCUUGUCUCACCGCUAACACCAACCGCACCCUGUGCCAUCCUGUAUGCAACAAAGGAGAAGUUGUUGCAGUACGCUAACCCCUCUGUUGGGGAUGAGGUUGAUGAUGAACUAGAUGCGUUGCUGCAUGCGCUAGACGUCUCCACACGCUCUAGCACCUCACUGACGGAGGCGGCGACGGUGAAAAGCCCAUUCGCUUCCGCACCUGUUGUCUCUCGCAAUGUUCUACAGGGGGACACAUCUUGUUUCCCGAGGAAUUCGAUGGACGUGGUUGACACAUACAAGGAGAUGACGUGGCAACUCCCGGAGAAUAACGGCUUUCAUUCCUACAGACAGGGGGUGAAACGAUGCCGUGUGGAGUCUCUUCCCACGUUUCCCGCCAUAUUUACAGCGUCACCGGAUUCACAAGUGGAGCUGUCGCAGGUCAUUCAUUACCAACGCGAGCCCCCUUCUAAAACUGCACCUGCGUGGGAUGCAGGCAACACGGAUAAUUUUUUGCCGGACCCCUCACUAUGGCGGUUCCAAGUCAGCAAUUCUCUCAAGGACUCCAAAGAUGAGGUGAUUAGAGCCAUUCGUCUCUUGGGUGGUCGUGUAGACAACAGUAAACUGUAUAAUCCCCAAACAACUCACUUGGUCGUUGCCGAAGGAUUGGCAGAGCGCACGGAAAAAUAUUUGAGUUGUUGUGCUGCACUUAAAUACAUUGUCUCUCCCCGCUACGUGUUUGAUUCUGUGAAGCGUGGGAAAUGGAUCGUCGAUCGCUUACAUGAGUACGACAAAAAUCCUUUGCGACGCUCGCCAACGUUCCCCGUAACGCCGCCAUUUCAGGGUUGGCGUGUGGUGUUGUUUACCUCCAGCACUUCUGUGGAUGCGGGUAUUGUGGCGGUGCUGAAAGCCGGUGGCUGCAGAGAUAUCACCUCUUACCUUUUUGAUGGUGCACAUACACCUGAUAUUGACUAUAAAUGCAUAGAAUACUCAUCGCAUCUGCUGGUAGAAUGCGAAGAUGUCUCAAAAACAGGGCGGUUUCUCGCACCGUCAUGGUUUCCGGAUAAGUUGCGACGACAAGAUCAUAGACUCUUCUCCCUAGAACUUUUACUUCAUUUAUUGUGCUUCUGCCACUCUCCCGUGUUUGGCGAAGGCGGACGCCCCAUAAAUGAGCGGUCGUUACCUCCGUCAUGUCUGCUGGAAAUUUGUUGA